UGUUUGUUCGAGCUGUCAUGGCGCCUGCAAAUCAGCCUGGAGGGGGUUGGAUGGGAUGGACAGCAAAGGUAGCUCCCUGCCUUCAAUGCCAGAACCAGCCAGCCCAAUCAGCAUGAAGCAGCCGCCAGAGUCCCUCAGUGUACGGAAAGGAGGGGGGGACAUGAGCAGUGACCCUGCUUUACUAAUGGACAAAGCUGCUGCCCAGCUAGCCGCCACACUACAAGAUGGCCUUCAGAAGAUGGCUGGCCACAAUCAUAUCAACCAUAGCCACGAGAGGCUCAAAGAUCUCACCUCCCUUAUGCUGAAUGGAGACCAAGACACGCUGCCUAAGCUUUGUGCACCAGACCCACCUAUUCUUAAGGGUGCUGAAGCCCCAACUGCGAAUGGCACCCAUCAACACAAUUGCACUCCUCAUACUGAACAUGACCUGAAGGAACAGCAGCCGCUGUUUGAGCCAUGGUGUGCCAAUGGGACCAGUUUGGCCACAGCCACCGAAGGUACUUUAUCAGGACCUGAAAAGAGACAUGACUCAAAGAAAAGUAGGGGGGGACUUAACAAACCACACCUGAGUUCCUCUGCUAUCCCUGUGGAGCCACUUGACAACACCAAGGCUGUAGAUGGAGAUGGAUCAGCUGAAAAGGCUGAACUCAUUGCAGAAGUGCCGGAGGAUAAAAAAGAAUCCCCUCUGCUGAUCCGUUUUUCUGUUGGUGAUUUGGUUUGGACCAAAGUGUCAGGAUACCCCUGGUGGCCUUGCAUGGUGACCACAGACCCAGAAUUCAACAAUCACAUCAAACAGAAACAGAAAGCCGUCACUAGCAGGUAUGGACCCCUCUACCAUGUGCAGUAUUUUGGAGACGCUCCAGAGAGAGGCUACAUCUUUGAGAAAAACAUGGUGACCUUUACUGGGGAAGAUCAAUACGACAAGCUUAUCCAGCGCAACAAACGACCAGCCUCCCGUGUCAUCCACAAAAAGAUUGCUCCCUCUGUGCCCCGUAAAUUCCAGGCUCAGUGGAACAUGGGUGUCAUUCACGCUAAGGAGGCCUUCAGCAUGUCACUGCACGAGCGCAACGCAAACUUCACAUUUCUGUAUGAUGAGGACGGUCCUCAUCUGAAUCCCUGCACCCUGGAGAAGUUGAAGCCAGAGCAACCGAGCAACGCGCAGGCCCAGGAGACAGAAUCGAGACUCAGCCCAGAACCCCCCUCCCUGAUAUUGGACGCCGACGACGACCCCACAGCUGCCCCGCAAUCCCAAGAAAGCACUUCCACAGAGAAAAAGACACGAGCACCCAGAAAAAAACUCAACUCAGGAGGAAGCCGAAGAACAAACAAAGGCCCUCUAAAAAAUGUACUGCUGAAAAAGACACUUUCUUCCAAAGAUGUGAUUCAUCCGCCGCCAGCCUCACAGGGUCCCACCACUUCUGCACCAGAUCUAGAAGCUGAAUCAGUCGUACCUCAGAAGAAAAAGCGAAGACCUCGGCAGCCACAGCCUCUGCCUCCCACAAAGACCGUGAGCAGACGGAACAAAUCUGCAAUGGACAAAACUGCCCCUGUAAAGAAAAGGAACUCAAAGCUGGUUUCUUCGACAGACAAUUCAGAGCCAGUCCCCCUUGCAGUUUCAGUUCCAGUCAAGAAGCAGCGAAAGAGGAUGCCUAAAAUCCCACCAACAGACGCUACAGCGAAUACAGCUCAGCCGCCCAAAAAGAGACGUAAAACCACCAAAGAUGUUGAAAAACAGGCUUUGACUACAGAAGGCACAGAAAAAAAGCAGAGGAGAAUAAAGAAACCGGACAGAGAUGUAGCAGAACCCAAGAAGAGAAGCACAAAGGCAGCAGCGCUCCUCACUGAAAACCAAGACGCGGAGAAACCAAAGCGUAAAAGGAAAAGGAAGACGGAUGGAGAACUCACGCCCUCUAAGGCGAAGAAGAGGAGGACGUCCCCGUGUCCGGAUCCCGAGGGUUCUGGGAGCGAAGGACGUCCUGAUUCUCCGAUUGACAGCUUGGACGGGAUAAAGAAGGGCGAACGGAAGAAAGAGUUUGUCUGCCAGGUAUGUGAGCAGGCUGGUGAGGACCUGGUUCCCUGUGAGGGUCAGUGCUGUGGGAUGUUUCACCUCCCCUGUCUGGGUCCGUCAGUCAAACCCGACGAGAAGCUGCUGUGUCAGGAGUGCAGCACAGGGAUUCACUCAUGUUUCCAAUGUAAGCAGUCUGAUGGGACAGUGCGUCGCUGCCACGUCCAGCACUGCGGCAAGUUUUACCACGACGCGUGCAUCAGCCUCAACCCCCUCGCUGUGUUCGACAACAAAGGCUUCCGCUGUCCACUGCACGCCUGCUUCAGCUGCCACUUCGGCUGCAGGAACAAGCAGAAGUCCACUAAGGGGAAGUUGAUGCGUUGCCUACGCUGCCCCGUGGCGUACCACGUCGGUGACCUGUGUGCGGCUGCGGGAAGUGAGAUGGUCACCAACGCGGCCUUCAUCUGCACCAACCACUUCAGUGCCAAGAAAGGCUACAGGCACCACACACAUGUGAACGUCAGCUGGUGCUUCGUCUGCUCCAAAGGAGGGCAGCUGCUGUGCUGCGAGUCUUGUCCGGCAGCGUUCCACCCCGACUGCCUGAACAUCGCUAUGCCUGAUGGGAGCUGGUUCUGCAACGACUGCCGGGCCGGAAAGAAACCCAAAUACAGAGACAUCAUCUGGGUCAAACUGGGAACAUACAGAUGGUGGCCCGCAGAGAUCCAGCACCCCAGAAGCAUCCCCACCAACAUCCAGCACCUUCGCCAUGAGAUCGGAGAGUUCCCCGUCUUCUUCUUCGGCUCCAAGGAUUACUUCUGGACUCACCAGGGCCGAGUGUUUCCCUACAUGGAGGGGGACCGAGGCAGCAAGCACCAGAGGACCGGCAUCGGCAAAGUCUUCAAGAACGCUUUGCUGGAGGCUGAAGCUCGAUUCAAGGAGAUCAAAAUCAAACGAGAGGCCAAGGAAGCACAAGAGAACAGCCGAAAGCCCCCCCCUUAUAAAUUUAUCAAGGUGAACAAGCCGUACGGUAAGGUUCAGGUCUACACUGCGGACAUUUCUGAGAUCCCAAAGUGUAACUGCAAGCCGUCAGUGGACAGGCCGUGUGGGUUUGAGUCCGAGUGUCUGAACCGCAUGCUGCAGUACGAGUGCCACCCUCAGGUGUGUCCCAGCGGGGAGCGCUGCUGCAACCAGGACUUCACCAAACGCCUCUACCCGGAGACCAAGAUCAUCAAGGCGCCUGGGAAAGGCUGGGGCCUGAUCUCUCUGCGGGACAUCAAGAAGGGCGAGUUUGUGAACGAGUACAUCGGAGAGCUGAUAGACGAGGAGGAGUGCAGGGCGAGGAUCAAGUACGCCCACGAGAACAACAUCACUGAUUUCUACAUGCUCACCAUCGACAAGGACCGGAUCAUUGACGCGGGUCCGAAGGGGAACUACUCCCGCUUCAUGAACCACAGCUGUCAGCCCAACUGUGAGACGCAGAAGUGGACGGUGAACGGAGACACGAGGGUCGGACUGUUCGCCGUCUGCGACAUCCCAGAGGGCACUGAGCUGACCUUUAAUUACAACCUGGACUGCCUCGGGAAUGAGAAGACGGUCUGCCGCUGCGAAGCUCCAAACUGCAGCGGUUUCCUCGGGGAUCGGCCGAAGAACUCAAACGGACAGACAGCCGACCCCAAAGGGAAGCGGUUGAAGAGAAAGUACAAGAGGAAGAAAGCGGAGGGGAAGAAGAAGUCUGACGACGACUGUUUCCGCUGCGGGGACGGAGGGCAGCUGGUGCUCUGCGGCAAGAAGAUGUGCAGCAAGGCUUAUCACCUGACCUGCCUGAACCUCACCAAGAGGCCCUUCGGCCGCUGGGAUUGCCCCUGGCAUCACUGUGACGUUUGCGGGAAAACCUCGGAGGCUUUCUGCCAGCUCUGUCCCAACUCCUUCUGCAAGGCUCACCAGGAGGGGGUGCUGCGGCCCUGGCCCCCCACGGGACAGAUGUGUUGUCAGGAGCAUGAGGAGCUGGAUGGAACGAUCACCCAGGAUCAGGUCCUCAACUCUGGGACCAACGCGACAACAACGACCGUUACUACUGCCACUGUCGGCGGCCGUCCUGCUAAAGGCUCCAGGAAGGCAGGAGGAGCCCCCGCCAAAGUAAAAGGCUCCAAGAGGAAAGCAGCAGAGGCCUAAAAGUGACUCUGACACAUGCUUCCUGGACAGAUGUAAACCCGGCUUACUCAUGUCUCUCAAGAUCACAAAAACCAAGGCACUGUACAUCUUCAUCAGGGAAAACCGCUGAUCCCUCACACGCUCGGCAGCGGCCUCAAACGUUUGUUAUUUUCAAAACAUCUUCAGGUUUAUUUCUCUUCUCUGCACUGAGGCGAACCAUCUGUGGUAAAACACGAAGCAGCAAGAGUGCAGGUUAGAAAACUACAGCUAGUUCUACUCUCAUUCAUCUCCCAACACGACUGCCUUUUAUGGUCUUCCUUUUACUCUUUUAUUUUACUACAACUAAAGGAAGCAGUGAGUUUCAGCAGAAAGUAAAACCAAGCAGCACUGUAGCCCCCCCCCCUGUCACUCAGCACAGAUCAUCAGCAGAGUUUUUAUAGCUAUAUCUAUAUAUGUGUAUAUCUAAGACCAAAAUUCUGAUUACUGGAACAGUGUAAAACAUCACACAGGUUGCCCAAACGUUUUAUUUUUAUAUAUAGUAUAUAUGCCAGAUGUAAAACCAGGACACUAUGGCUUCAGGUGACCUCCUUUUGUUUCGUUAGGUUACAUUUAACCCUAGACAUUUGUUUGCUUUCUUUACAACCUGUUGUUUUUAGCUCAGUCUUACCGUUUAGAGUCGGAUUAUUUUUAUGUAGGGAUCAGGAUGCUGAACGAUGGCGCUGCCUGCAUGUCCGGAAAGGGUUCUAAAAAGUAUUGAACGAAGAGCGCUCUUAAACUGCCGCCUUAAACCGAAAACACUACUGGGUCUUCACUGCUAAACCAGAAACAUGAAGGAAUACGAGUGAUUUUUUUUUUUUGAUCGAGAUCUAAGACUGAAGCUUAAUAUGUUGUUUUUAAAAAAAAUGUCAUACACAUGCUGAGACCUCCCAGUGUCACCUUGCAGAGCCUUUGGAUAGUAAAAUCAGUCCUAUUUGAUCUGUAGAUUUAGCUUUUAAAAGACAGACCUCUAUUGUUUUUAUUCCCAAGAGAUUUGAAGUCUCAAACGGCAUCCUGUUUAAACCGUUUUAAAACGGCACACUGGCCCUUUUAAAAUUGAGGUGAUGAAGUCCCUUAGACUAGAGAAAAUGGAGCCGAGUCUAAAAGGGCCCGCAUACUCCGAGCUCUGAACCACUUCAGAUGCACAUUUGAUCCGUUAAAGAUGCAUGUAGCGAGAAGAUGCUGGAAAAAAAAAAAAAGCUUGCUCUUCCUUUUCCCUUCAAAAUGUGGAGGUGAUGCUUGUCUCACCAUUUUAAUAUUCAAGUCUGCAUCUUCGAGUCAUCGGGUUCCCUUUUUUUGGGGUGGGCUAACGACGGUUUUGUCUCUAUGGGCAAUUCUUCUACCGCUUUUAUUUCAUAUCAUGUUUAUAGUAAAGAAAAUCAACCUUUUUCCAUCUUUAAUAUCUGGUUCAACAAACAGGUGGCCAGUUCAUCUUAAGGUUACUGUCUGUGCUUUAGUUUUCCUCUCAACCCUCUCCCAGAAAUCCACUUUUUAGUUGUACAGAAGUGACAGGAGAACACUGUUGGUUUUUUCGUAUCUGCACCUUUUUUUUUUGUAUGUUUUUUUUAAGUGUUUUCCUUUUUCCCAGGGGCGUGUGAAUGCAUCACGACCGGGGGUGCAGCGAGUGUCGUACGAGUAUUUUUCCACUUCCUUCGUAUCCUAACGUUGACUUGUGUUGAGUGAAUGUAGUCCAGCCAGUUGUUUUUGUAAGCACUGUAAACUCUGUAGAGCUGUAACCUCUGAGUAGGGCUUUCAUCCUGUAACUACUGUUCUAGUAACCCAGAGACUAAUAUGUACAUACUGUAUAAGUGGUAAUAGUGAUGCAUCUAUUGUAAAUAUCAUACAGUUCCUCUGACAUUGUAUGUUUAUGGGUUUUUUUCUUGAUGCAGUGCUGAAACACUUUGUGCAGGAUCUCAUGUCUGUUGAAUCGUGCAAUAAAAAGUGAACAAACA
Eleginops maclovinus (Patagonian blennie) is the source of this 6144-nucleotide messenger RNA. RefSeq names its product nuclear receptor binding SET domain protein 2 (gene nsd2). Gene Ontology annotation, molecular function: histone methyltransferase activity; protein binding. Gene Ontology annotation, cellular component: nucleus. The record is from RefSeq and is a predicted model, not a curated record. Lineage: Eukaryota; Metazoa; Chordata; Actinopteri; Perciformes; Eleginopidae.